Scutellospora calospora is the source of this 261-nucleotide messenger RNA. Lineage: Eukaryota; Fungi; Glomeromycota; Glomeromycetes; Diversisporales; Gigasporaceae. The record is from the annotation of a GenBank genome assembly.
GAUAUUUCCAAUUCUGAAAAUGUAUGCGUUGAAAGUAUGCGGCUUAUGAUAUGGACUGCUUUAGCAAAAUCUUUACGGACAUGUACACCACCAGCUUCAAAUUCUAAUAUAAUGGGUAAUAUGAGAAGUAGCAAUACAUGCGAGAUCCCUUUCCACUAUCAUCAGCUGAGAUUAAAAUGUUUUUCGGAGGGAUGGGCACCAGUUCGCCCUGGUGAAGGUAUGAAUAAUAGGACUGAUGUCAAUGCAGACAAAGCUGUUGAC